Molecule: messenger RNA, 1189 nt
Organism: Melanaphis sacchari
Lineage: Eukaryota; Metazoa; Arthropoda; Insecta; Hemiptera; Aphididae
Product: methyltransferase-like protein 6
Exons: 3
Coding region: 91-933 (280 amino acids)
Source: RefSeq, a predicted model, not a curated record
CGAACAACUGUCAUUCGCUCGAUUCCCAAAGGAUCCCAAUCAGCCUAAAUACAACCCGAACGGACUUGUCUGGUCUCGCUCCAGUAACUAAUGGAUGACUGUAGCAAUAAUAAUAGUAAAUAUCAAGAAGAAACAACUGAUCCAGUUCGAUUAAGUGAAUAUGAUCAGGCUAUUCUUGACAAACAAAAUUCACGGAUGGUUUCAUCAUUCAGAGCACAAGAAAUUGAAAAAAAUUCAAAAAAACAUUGGGAUAUUUUCUAUAAGAACAAUGGAAACCGUUUCUUUAAAGAUAGACACUGGACUACCAGAGAAUUUUCUGAAUUACUUGGAGAUGAUGUUCAUCAAAAACAUAUAUUAGAAAUUGGGUGUGGGGUUGGAAAUCUUAUAUAUCCACUUCUUGCUGAUGGAUUGAAUGCUAAAUUUUAUGCAUGUGAUUUUUCGCCAAGAGCUAUUGAAUGCUUGAAAUCAAAUCCUUCUUAUGAUCCAUCAUUUAUUAAUGCGUUUACAUGUGAUAUUGUUACGGACGAAUUGAUCACCAAAAUACCUAAAAAUAGUUUGGAUAUGGUAACUGCCAUAUUUGUGUUGUCGGCUAUUCAUCCAGACAAUCAUCAAACAGUUAUAUCAAAUAUUUAUAAAGUAUUGAAAUAUGGAGGACUUUUAUUGUUUCGAGACUAUGGAAUUUAUGACAUGGCACAACUGAGAUUCAAGCCAGGACACAAGAUAGCAGAAAACUUUUACAUGCGUCAAGACGGUACAAGAUCAUAUUUUUUUUCAAUUGAAUAUUUUAAAAGUUUAAUGGAAACAAAUGGAUUUGUAGAAUGUUCUAAUAAGUAUGUGUGUAAAAGGACAGUUAACAUUAAAGAAGAUAUUGAUGUACCAAGGAGAUUUAUUCAAGCAACAUUUUCUAAGCGACGGCUAUCUACAGAUGUCUAACAUAUUUGAAUACAAUUUGAAACUUUACUAUUGGUUAUGAUAUUCAUAAAAUUUAGCUUAAAAAUAAAUCUGGAUUAUUAAAACCAAGAAAAGUAUUUGAGAGUUUAUUUUAUAAAAUAAUUAUAUAAGACUUACAUAAUUAUAAUAUGUAGUAAAAAUGUAAAAUUUAAUAAUUCAGUCUAUAAACAUUACCAAAUAAUACUAUGUGUUCUCUGAUAUGAUUUAUUUCAUUUUAUUUAAGUAUAGGUGCUAUGUA